Cylicocyclus nassatus is the source of this 3251-nucleotide messenger RNA. The record is from the annotation of a GenBank genome assembly. Lineage: Eukaryota; Metazoa; Nematoda; Chromadorea; Rhabditida; Strongylidae.
AUGUCGAUGAGCAGUCAGGGCCAUACGGCGACGACAGGCGAUGUGCCGUCGUCGAAACGUAGUAGCCGUAAGGAGCUCGUCGACCACUCCCUGUAUCCGCCAUUUCUAAAGCAGAUGGACGCCAAACUCCCCGAUUAUGUGCGAGAAGGCGAUAUAGAAUAUCCAUUCGAAGAAACGAGUGGGGUAGGCGACGAAAAUCGCAUUCGAGGCAAUUGGAGCUCGAAGAUGGAUUACAUGUUGGCUGCAGUCGGAUUCACCUUUGGUAUAGGAAAUUUAUGGCGAUUUCCGUUCCUUAUAUAUAAACAUGGAGGUGUGGCAUUCUUCAUACCAUAUUUGAUAGCAUUGGUCGUUGCUGCCUUGCCAAUGUUUUUCAUGGAAAUAGUAUUGGGCCAGUUUUCUUCCUUGGCGGCUAUAUCCGUGUGGAAUGUCGUUCCAAUGUUCAAAGGUAUUGGAGUAGCCAUGGUGCUAAUCUCGGCUACACUCGCUAUAUAUUUGAAUAUUGUUUCUGCGUGGUCUCUCUUCUACUUUCUUAAAUCAAUCAGCUUUUCAUUACCUUGGUCGAACUGUGUUAAUUCAUGGAGUGGAUUGAAUUGCUCCAUGGGGACUCGUAUAUCAUGUGUUGAAGCAAAUGGCACGCUUCUCGUGAAUGGCUCUUGUAUAAUGCAGCAAGCGAACUCUACCAUUGUGAUCUCUGGCACAAAUCUUCAAUCUUCUCCGAGUCUUCGAUAUUUCCACGACGACGUUUUAAUGAUUUCGAACAGUUUCACAGACAUAGGCAGAUCAUUGAACUGGUACCUUGGAUUGUGCGUGCUGGUGUCAUGGGUGGCUGUAUUUCUAUGUCUUUUUCAAGGUGUUAAGUCAAGUGGAAAGGUAGUCUACGUCGUUGUUGUGCUGCCAUUCAUUAUUCUGAUAGUUUUACUAGUUCGAUUGCUCAUCCUCGAAGGUUCCCAAGCCGCUCUGUUGCAUUUCUUCUGGCCGCAUUGGUAUGUGCUGCGAGAUUUUAAUGUUUGGGGUGAAGCCGCUGUACAUGCAUUCUACUCUGUAUCUUGUUGUGUUGGUGGUCUUUAUACCAUAUCGAGUUACAACCGAUUUCAUAACAAUUUGUACAAAGAUAUCUGGAUCAUACUCACAGUUGAUGUACUGACGUCUAUAGUUUGUUGUGUACUGACAUUCUCCGCAAUUGGUUUCAUAUGCUUUGAAUUUUCGAUCUCGUUGGACAAAUUACAAAUCCGAGAUGGAGUACAUUUGAUUUUUGUAUUCCUUGCUGAAGCCCUUGCGGGAGUUCCUGUGGCGCCGCUUUACACCGGCCUGUUCUUCUUGAUGGUCGUGCUCAUAGUGCAUUCCACGCAACUUUUUGUGGUGGAAACGAUAGUGACCUCUCUUUGUGACGAGUUCCCAGAGCGUCUACGCCGUAACAAACGACAUGUGUUGACUUCUGUGUGCGCCGCUUUCAUAUUUUUGAGUAUACCAUUUUGUUUACCGGCGGGACUGUAUUGGUUGCUAUUGCUCGCGCAGUUCACGCUCACAUGGCCCUUGGCUGUAAUUGCAUUCCUUCAGUGCAUGGCCAUUAGCUGGGUUUAUGGUGUUGAUAAUCUGUUAGACAAUAUCAAAUGGAUGACUGGCUCAUAUCCACCGUGUUACAUAUUUUGGAAGAUUCUCUGGAAAUUCAUCUGUCCUAUGGUAUACCUGUCGAUUUUAUGUUUCCUCUGGUUGGAUUGGCAUUCCGUAUCUUAUGAAAACUAUGUGUUCCCGUACUGGACCUCACUUCUUGGAUGGGCGAUCAGCAUAUUUCCCUUACUCUUCGUUCCUAUAGUCGCUAUCAUUCAAUUAUGUUUAGCAAGAGGAUCAUUUUCUCAGAGAUGGACAACAACCUUAAAUCCGGACGAUUCUUGGGGACCUGCACUGGCCGUGCAUAGGGCGGAGCAAUUCCCUUUGCAGAUACCCGAAGCUCGACGCCUAUUGAUUCCACCUGAGGUCGAGGUGAUGGGCAGCCACCAGGAGGUCUGUGAGGAAAAGGAAGGAGGUGCGGUCGAGAAUAAUCGAGACGCAACGCGACCAUUGAGCGUUACUUCAGGGAAAUCAAAAGGCGCAGCAUCAAUAAAUGCACUUGCCACAUUCGAACGAGAAACUGCUAUUUGAUGCCGGUUUGUAGCACAGCGUUCCUUUUCUGUCUUUUUUGCUCUCUGUUUUUUCGCCGCUCACGAUUGUGCCGUUCUUACCCGGUGCUGUAGCCGCACUGUUGAGCUUCUCUCUAUCCCUUAUUACGUCUACAUGAAUAAUCGUGCAGCGUGCAUCACCAUUAAUAAUGUGAUACUGGUUCAGCAUUUUUUGUGCCAGUUUAAUUUUUUGUAGUUCUCAAACUGAAACGUGCGCAGUAUUGUAUAGGCUAUCAUUUUUUUGAAGAAAUUGCUUCCUUGUUUAGAUGAAGGAAACAUCAUUAGUCAUGUGUGUUCCCGAAAUCCUAAAUUUUGUGCCAAAGCUUAGCCUCAGCUAUAAUUUAGGUACUAGUUCUCUUUGUAUGGCACUUAUCGAUAGCUCUGCCUGCGCGGGCAACUGAUACGGUAUAUAAUGUGUUGAGAUGUUUGAUUUGUGGCAGAUGUCACGUGGAGGCGGAGCUUAUCGAUAGCUUUAUCUUUCUCUAUCCAAAUGAUUUUUGUACCUACUCUAUAUAGUGAUGUCUUUCUAAUAUCCAUGUGAUCACACAUUUUGUUAGCUAAUUAUGCCUAUUACUCUGUUAGAGCUUAGCUCUCACUAUUCCUAUCAAGCUGUUUUGUUGUUACUUACCUUCAAAAGUCAUAUUUUAUCAUAUUUGCUCAUACUCACGACGAUCUGCCUUUUGUAAGCGUUUGUACCCACGUCGUUUUUGUUUUAUCGCCAGUUUUACUAUGUUUUUACUUUUUAUUCCCAGCAUUCAUUGCAAAUGUGCCGGACGAAAUUGCGGUUUUGGCACUUGCCUGUUUCAUUUUUCGCUCAGACAGCUUCUUUUGCACUUUUGCGACAUAUUCAAUCGUCAGCUGCUGUGUACUGAGACCGGCACCGCCUGGCAACGUCAAUAGCUUUACAGUGUCACUUUCCUGUUGUCAUCGUUUGGCUACAAUGACUGUCAACGAAUUUGUCAUUUUUCAAGUCUAGGCUGAACCGUUAGUUCGUGGCCUUUUUGCGAAUCACGCGGUGUGUCGUCUUGCAAUGUGCUUAUUAUCUUCUUUUUGAACAAAGAAAUAGUCAUAAUGAAUCUUCAUAAAUAAUUCAGC